AGAGUGUGCGGAUCUCGAGAUCGAGUCCGUACUUUCCUCGUACUUUCCUCGGCAGGGCAUUUUAUCUUCAGACACAAAUCCUCUCUGUCUCUCUCUCUUACAGAGCAACUUCAAGUUCAAGACAUUCUCUCUUUCUCACUCCUGUUCGAUCCGAGAGUUGCUGCGUCGAUCAUGGAGGGCCGCGAUGUCGAGAUCCCUCAGUACUUCCUCUGUCCGAUAUCCUUGCAGAUCAUGAAGGACCCCGUGACGACCGUGACCGGCAUAACCUACGAGCGUGAGAGCAUCGAGAAGUGGCUGUCGAGGUCCUCUGGCCGUGGCGGCGGGGCGGCCGCGUGCCCCGUCACCAACCAGCCGCUGCCUAGGGCUUCCGGCCUCACGCCGAACCACACGCUCCGCCGGCUCAUCCAGGCGUGGUGCGUCGGCAACGCGGCGAGCGGCGUUGACCGGAUCCCAACCCCCAAGCCGCCCCUCGACAAGGCUCGCGUCCUGAAGUUGCUGAACGAGCUCGCGGCAGAGCGAUUGAUGUUCGAGGCGACGAAGAAGUUGGAAGAACUGGCGGAGGAGAGCGAGCGGAACCGGGCGUGCAUGGUCGAGGCUGGGGCGGCAAAUGCGAUGGUAGGGGUCAUAUUGAAGUGCUUCAAACAAAGCAACACGACGUGCCUCGACGAGUCUUUGAGGAUCCUCAAUUCGAUAUGGAGCCCCACGACAGAACUCAAGAAUCUCGUCAAGGAAAAUCACGACUUCAUCGAUUCGUUGGCAUGGGUGCUACAUGUCCAAACGGGCUAUCCCGGCAUUGAAUCGAAGACUCACGCGUUGGCUAUAAUGAAAAAAGUGAUGGAGAUCGCGAAUGUUAGCUUACUAGAGAGAAUGAAGCUUGACCUCAUCGAGAGCUUAGUGAAGAUAUUGAGACACCCAAGGAUGUCUCAACAAGGUAUCAAAUCAGCCCUACUAGUCCUAAUCGACGCAUGCCCUUGGGGGAGGAACCGGUCCAAGAUGGUCGAGGCCGGGGUGGUCUUUGAGCUCGUGGAGGUCGAGCUUGGGAAGCCCGAGAAGCGGGUCAGCGAGCUGGCCUUCAACCUCUUGGCCCAGCUGUGCUCCUGCGCUGAUGGGAGAGCGCAGCUCCUGAGACACGCGGGAGGGGUGGCAAUGGUUGCGAAGCGGACGCUCAGGGUCUCCCCGGCCGUGGACGACAAGGCAGUGCAGGUCCUCGCGCUCGUGUCCAAGUUCUCGGCGACGGGCGAGGUCGUGUCGGAGCUGCUGAGGGUCGGCGCGGUGUCGAAGCUGUGCAUGGUGCUGCAGGCGGAUUGCCCGGCGUACUUGAAGAGCAGAGCGAGAGCGGUUCUCAGGAUGCACUCCAACGUGUGGAACAAUUCUCCUUGUAUUCAAGUGUAUCUUCUAACAAGGUUUGCUAGGUAGCAUUAUUAGGUAUGCACAUAUGGUUUUUUUUUUUUUUUUUUUAAGUUUACGUGUUUGAUCUUAUCAUAAUCUGUUUGAAUUUUAAUGGAAGGACUCUAUAAGAGACUAUAAAACAAAUCUCUUCUGACUUUGAAUGAGUUCUAUUUAUAGGAAUAGUCAAAGUUGCUGACUUGU
Messenger RNA from Rhodamnia argentea, 1590 nucleotides. RefSeq names its product E3 ubiquitin-protein ligase PUB24-like. Gene Ontology annotation, molecular function: ubiquitin protein ligase activity. The record is from RefSeq and is a predicted model, not a curated record. Bases 172 to 1416 code for a protein of 414 amino acids. Lineage: Eukaryota; Viridiplantae; Streptophyta; Magnoliopsida; Myrtales; Myrtaceae. Gene Ontology annotation, biological process: protein ubiquitination. The transcript is spliced from 2 exons.